AUGACUGCAACUUCUCUCAUCACUAUUACUCCCGACGAGCUCAGGUUUCAAUUUGAGCUGGAAAAGCAAACAUUUUGCGAUCUUAAAGUAUUGAAUAACACACAGGAGUAUGUUGCUUUCAAGGUCAAAACCACUUCCCCUAAGAAGUAUUUUGUACGGCCAAAUACAGGAGUUAUACAUCCCUGGGAUUCAUGUAUCAUCAGAGUCACUCUCCAAGCUCAACAUGAAUACCCUCCAGACAUGCAAUGUAAAGACAAGUUCCUCUUACAGAGUACAAUAGUGAGUCCAAAUUCUGAUGUUGAUGAUCUUCCUCAAGAUACGUUUACUAAGGAUAGUGGUAAUUCAAUAGAGGAUUUGAAACUAAGAGUCUCGUAUAUUUCCCCCGCCCCAACCGAAGGAGGCUCUGAAGAUGAUGCGAAGAAUUCCACACAAAAACUUGAUUCAUCUUCUAGUCAGGCUGUACAGGCCCUGAAGGAAGAAAGAGAGACCGUUCUCAGACAAACGCGGCAGCUUCAACAGGAACUGGACAUGCUGAAAAGGCGAAGACACCAAAGUGGCGAUCCUGGCUUUUCCUUCACCUUCGCCGUUUUUGUUGGUCUCCUUGGAUUUUUGCUUGGCUUUCUUUUGAAAAUUUUAUUCUCUUCACCAUCUACAGAAUAA
Molecule: messenger RNA, 660 nt
Organism: Lathyrus sativus (Indian pea)
Lineage: Eukaryota; Viridiplantae; Streptophyta; Magnoliopsida; Fabales; Fabaceae
Source: the annotation of a GenBank genome assembly